AUGUUUCACUGGGACUUUUGUGGGCUUUUGUUUUUCACUUUCACACUUUUUCGCUGCUACAAUGCACGGUUUGUGGUUGUGGCUCCAAAUCUGAUCCGGACUGACACCGAGGAGAACGUGUUCAUUCAGGCCGAUGCCGAAGUCCAAGUUACGAUCCAGUUCAAAGACUACAUCUCUGAGAAUGUUCUGAUAACUUCAUACGUCCUUCUCAACAAUCGAAACAAGUUCCAUGCACUGGCGCCCGUCCAGCUGCCAUCGGACAAUUUUAAACGAGAUGAGAAAGUAAAGCAGUUUGUCUACCUGGAGGUUCAGUUCGGAAAUCAGCACAUUGAGAAGAGAGCUAUCCUGGUGUCCUUUCAAUCUGGAUACAUCUUCAUUCAGACGGACAAGCCCAUCUACAAACCAGAACAAUUCGUCAAAAUACGUGUGUAUGCCACCUCUCCAUCCUUCAAAGGCAGUGAUUCAAAGUCAGUAUCCAUCGACAUUAAGAAUCCAGAUGAUGUUGUGGUCGACCAGAAAUCCUACAGGAAACCAAAUCCAUUCGGCAUCGUUCCAGUAUCCUACACUAUUCCUAAAAUCGGGUCUGAAGGAAAAUGGACCAUACAUGCAAGAUUCGAUCGCAGGCCUGAGAACAACUUCAAUACCACUUUUGAUGUAAAAGAAUUAUGUCCUCCCUGA
Molecule: messenger RNA, 678 nt
Organism: Knipowitschia caucasica
Lineage: Eukaryota; Metazoa; Chordata; Actinopteri; Gobiiformes; Gobiidae
Source: the annotation of a GenBank genome assembly